Oreochromis niloticus (Nile tilapia) is the source of this 1125-nucleotide messenger RNA. RefSeq lists its product as uncharacterized. Gene Ontology annotation, biological process: response to bacterium. Lineage: Eukaryota; Metazoa; Chordata; Actinopteri; Cichliformes; Cichlidae. The record is from RefSeq and is a predicted model, not a curated record. Bases 135 to 746 code for a protein of 203 amino acids. The transcript has 7 exons.
AAUCAGACUCCACUGAGGCCUUAAGUAGCGCAGGAGUAAUCAUCGGCAAUGGAUGGCAGGCCUCAAGCCUGACCGCACAUCACUGCCUUUGUGACCCAUUCAGACACUGGCUGCUGGGCACUGACUGGAUAUCCAUGUCAGUUUCUCGGGCUGUUGAGGUCCAGCCUGGUGAAGAAGUCGUGUUGCAGUGCACCAACAUUUCUGCAUAUAAUAAUUUAACAUUCUGGUUCAGACUGAUCAGCAGAACAAAUGCCAGCUGUAUCGCAGUCAUGUACAGUGCACAGAGCAUUUCAUACUGCGAUGGAUUUCAAAGCGGAUCCUUUGAAAUGAGCUCCAACAUCACUACUGUCUUUCUCAAAAUCAAACAGGUGGCUGUAUCUGACUCUGGACUAUAUUUCUGUGGAUUUUACACACGUGGACGUCCACUUUUUAGCGUGAAGCAUUUAAAAGUUCAAGGCUAUGAUGAACUUGAUGAUGACAUCAACAACAUGUCUCAAAACAUAUCUGGUGACAAAAUGGAGGUGAUGUGUGUGAUCUUUGCUGCUCUGACCGUUUUCUACAUAAUGUUCAUCACUGGGCUGCUUGUUAAAAUCAAAAAGCAUCAGAAAGCUCAAGAUGAACAGCAAGAUCAACAACAGAGUGAGAAUCUGGGCUCUGAUGACUUGAACUAUGCUACAGUGACUUUUGGUCGAAAACCACGAAGAAAACAGCCUGAACCAAAUGUUGUGUAUGCAGCCACCAGAUAGAUUCAGGAAGCAACUGAACUGCAGCUCCGAGUGAAACCGAUGUCCUUUUACUCUGCUCUUUGUGACAGACCUGUGGGGGGAGUUGUUACUUUACUUUUCAUUUUGCAUUGAAGACCUGUUUGAUCUGAAGAAUAAGAUUUGUGUUUAAAGAUGGAAGACUUAAGUUACUUAUGUCUGUUUGGGUCACUUGUGUGAUAGAAUAUGGAGCUGUGGGAGAUUUAGUGAGCUACACGGUUUGUUUGAUGGGGAGAAUCAACACAGUAAAGGCUGAGAACAGCUGAUAUUAAAAUCCUGACGCCUAUUAGCUCAAAGCUUUGAAAAAAAAAGUAUGUAAAGCUGGGAAAAUCCAAAAAUCACCAUGACUGUGUCAUUUUGCUGC